Messenger RNA from Erpetoichthys calabaricus (reedfish), 5070 nucleotides. It is a transcript of the gene pla2r1, whose product is annotated as phospholipase A2 receptor 1. The transcript has 30 exons. Gene Ontology annotation, molecular function: signaling receptor activity. The coding region runs from base 360 to 4823 and encodes 1487 amino acids. Lineage: Eukaryota; Metazoa; Chordata; Cladistia; Polypteriformes; Polypteridae. The record is from RefSeq and is a predicted model, not a curated record.
CGCAAAUGCUCAUCUUUCCUGCAUACCAGAUGCACUCAGGUGGCAGUUUUGAGCGCACUGCCGCAUACCAUUGCCUCGGCGGAGUUUUAAUGUCUUCAAGCUGUUUGCAGAGUCCACUGUUUUUACUCCCCACCAAACUCCGCCCCAGCAGCAGCUGGAGAAGGCAGCCAGGAAACCAAAGAUUUUUUGGUAAAAGUUUUUGGAUUUACACUCCCCAGUCAGGGGGGGAAAAAAAGUUGUGACGCUGCAAGCUCAAAAUGGCAAACAAAUAAAACCCAGCCCCCUUUUUUUAAAAAAAACAAGACGGAUACCCAACUUUGAACUGUGAUUACAAUUACCGAUUUUUUUGGGGUUGGGAAAUGAAAGACUCCUCGAGAAUGUGUCGAAAUCUGUUCGUGCGGGCCACACUCUACACGCUGCUGUUGCUCCUGUCGCUGCUGCUACACGUGAGGAGCGGUGACCCCGUGACCGCCGAAGACGCCGUUCUGGACGCCGAUCAGCUGUCCCGGUUUUACCUUCAAGGUUUGUUUAUUCUGGAAAGUGAACAACAACUGAAUAGAUGUAUUAAAGCCAGCAGAACACUCCUCACACUUGAAAAAUGUGAACAGCCUUCUAAGAACAUGCUAUGGAAGUGGGUAUCCAGACAUCGCCUUUUUAACAUUGGCACCAGUUUGUGCCUGGGACUUAAUAUUACUGACACUGAGCAGCCUUUGGGUUUGUUUGAAUGUGAUUCCACUUUACAGUCACUAUGGUGGCGAUGCUCUGGCAACAUGUUAUUUGGAUCCUCCAGAUUUUUAGUGGGUCGAAAAGAAAAGCUUAUUGUAGCUACACGAUUACCUUAUCACUUCUGGAAAAGAUACCUGACAUCUGGUGAAGGACCAUGUGCCCAUCCUUAUGAAGAAAUCCAUGUAGUACAAGGAAAUGCACAUGGAAGUUCCUGCGUUUUACCUUUUAAAUAUAACAACAAGUGGUAUUAUGAGUGCACAGCUGAAGGUCGAGAAGAUGGUCGCCUCUGGUGUGCUACAACUAGUCAGUAUGAUCGGGAUGAAAAAUGGGGAUUUUGUCCAAAUCCAGGUCCAGAUUGUGAUGACUCAUGGGAAAAGAAUCCAGACACAAAAGUAUGUUACCAGUUCAAUCUUCAGUCCAUUCUUUCUUGGAAUGAGGCACAUAUAUCGUGUCAGGCACAAGGCGGAAAUCUAUUAAGCAUCACUGAUGUUACAGAACAGAUAUAUAUUAGAGAACGCCUGAAUGAUUUAGGAGUUCCUGUCUGGAUUGGCUUGAAUCACCUUGAGGAACAAAGAGGUUGGCAGUGGACAGAUGGCUCACCUUUGGCACUGGUGAACUUUACCAGAAGUUUGACCCAAUCUACAUUUCAUAGCGAGCACUGUGGAGUGUUUAACUCAGCCCAUGGAAAUCAGUGGCAGAGUUUUGAUUGUUCUUCAGGACUACCAUAUGUAUGUAAAAAAUACCCAAAUAUUUCAAGGAAAGCAGAACCCUUUGAUGUGUGGCAGUAUUAUCCCACUUCCUGUCAUCCUGAAUGGAUUCCAUAUAAUAAGUUCUGUUACAAAUUGAAAAAAGAGGAAAAAUCUUGGAAAGAAGCGCUUAAGGAGUGCCAGUCAGAUGGAGGCAACCUGAUAAGCAUUCAUACUAUAGCUGAUAUUGAGCUAUUUGUGACAGUUCUACAGAAUGUAUCCGAUUCAGUUUUUGAAAUCUGGAUUGGCCUUAGCAGUAAAAAGCCAGAGGCGUUUGAGUGGUCUGAUGGAUCUUCUGUAACUUUCACUUACUGGCAUAAAUAUCAGCCUAAUACCAGUUUUUCUGAUUCGGAAAUCUGUGUAAAAGCUUCAAAAAAUGGUGGAUACUGGCAAACAGCAAUGUGUGAAGAGAGUCUUCUGUCAAUUUGUAAAAAGAAAGGACGGGUUGAAGAGCAAAAUGUAGAUGUUUUGGAUAAAGGCUGUGCUGAGAGUUGGAAACGGAAAGGUAAUUAUUGUUACAGGAUUACAAACUACCUUCAAAGCUAUGAAGAAGCUUCUAAGGGCUAUUACUGUAACUCACCCCUUGUGACUGUGGAAAACAGGUAUGAACAAGCUUUCAUUAACAGCCUCAUUAAUAACUUGAAAAAAAGUGAGAAUCUUUACUUCUGGACAGCUCUACAGGACCAAAACAGGACAGGAGAGUACAGCUGGUUGUCUUCAGAAGGAGCUUCUCAACCUGUUCUGUAUACAAAUUGGAAUAAGCAUCAGCCAGCCAGUGCUGGUGGAUGUGUGGCUAUAGCUGGUGGCAACUUGCUUGGACGCUGGGAAGUUAAAGACUGCAAAUCUUUCAAAGCUUUUUCAAUAUGUAAGAAGCCAAUUGGCCCUUUGAAAGAAUCUAAAUUAUCAGAUAACAUUAAUGUAUAUGGACCUUGCCCAAUUACUUGGGAGUCGAAGUCUGAAUUACUUUAUUGUUAUAAGGUAUUUCACAGUGAGAAAGUACUUUUGAAGAGAUCAUGGGAUGAAGCCAAUUUUUUUUGUCAGGCUCUUGGAGCCAACCUUGUUAGUUUCAGUCAUCAUGAGGAGGAAAGAUUUGUGGCAGAGUUUUUGAAGAAUAUUUUUGAAAGUGAAGAACGAUGGUUCUGGGUUGGAUUUAAUAAAAGAAGUCCUGAUGCAGGGGGUGCAUGGGAAUGGUCUGAUGGCACUGCAGUAGUGUCAUCAUUUAUAGAAGACAGAAAUGAUGAGAACGAUAAGGUGAACUGUGCAGUUUAUAAAACUAAUAACACACUGAUUCCUCAAAGAUGUGACUCAAAACAUGAAUGGAUUUGCAAAAUUCCAAAAGGUCUGGAUGUGAAGAAUCCUUACUGGUUUAUUAAACAAUUAGAACCCUGGGUUUUUUUCAGAGGAGCAGAAUAUCUAUUUUCGAUGUUGGAUCUUCCUUGGGAUGAUGCUGCUUUGGUUUGUAAGCUUUUAGGUUCUGACUUGGUAUCCAUACAUACACCUGAAGAACAUGCUUUCCUUCUUGGUAGAAUUAAAAAGUCAUUUCCAAAUAAAGAAAGGAUAUGGAUUGGAUUGUCCAAAGAUUUAAGCAGCUCUCAGUUUCGCUGGAUGGAUGGCUCUCCUGUUGAGUAUGAAAACUGGGGAGCUAUGAAUUUUCUACAGUUGCCAAUGAAGAAUGAUAUAUGUGUCUCAAUGUCAACACAGACAGGUCAGUGGGCUGAAGAUAAAUGCAGUAGAAUUCAAUUUUAUGCCUGUAAGCGCCAAACAGUAUCUGUUGUGGAAAUACCCAGAGAACCACACUUAAUAGGAGGCUGUCCUGAAAGAUGGCUAUAUUUUGGCCACAAGUGCAUUUUCUUGCAUUCCCCAAAAAGACGUGAAGAACUAAAAACCUGGAAUGAAGCACAACUCUUCUGCAAAUCACAUGAAGCAUCACUUGUUUCUAUAAAUAAUGAGAUAGAACAAGCUUUUUUGACAAUGUUGCUGAUUGAAACAGAUACAAGUGUCUGGAUUGGUCUUCAAAAUAAUGAGCCUCCAAAAUGGGUGAAUGGAAAGCCUGUUAUUUAUACAAACUGGUCCCCAGUAGAACCAGACAAUUUAGAUUAUGGUGUGGAUGUUAGGAAUGGCACGAGUAAUUACCAAGAUGUUCUGCAAUGCACUUUGAUGUCUAAUAAUCAUAUCUACCAUUUAACUGGCAAGUGGUAUCAUGAAGAUUGUGAAGCGUAUAAGCAUGGAUUAAUAUGUCAAAAAGAUCAAGACCCAUCAAAGGCACCAGCCCAUCAAAUAUUUUUUCAUCCUCUACCUGACAGUAUUGAAUAUGGAAAUCGAAGUUAUAGAAUUCUCCAUGGGAACAUGACCUGGUACCAGGCUCUAAAUAAAUGCUUGGAAAAAGACUCUGAGCUAGUAAGCAUAUCUGAUGCCUUCCACCAGUCUUUUCUUACUGUUGUUGUGAAUAAACUGGGCUACCCUCACUGGAUUGGACUUUCAAGCCAAGAACAGAACGGAAUAAAUUAUCAGUGGUUGGAUGGAAGUGAUAGCUUAUUUACUCACUGGGGAAGUGAAAUCGAAGAAGAUGUGUUUACUAACUGUGUUUAUAUGGACAUUGAUGGAACCUGGAAACCUGAAGACUGUGAAACACAACUUGGUGGUGCAUUGUGCCAAGUUCUUCCUGAACGAAAACCAAUAUCUUAUAAGCAGGAAUGUCCCAGAACAUGGCUGAAAUUCCUGAAUAGUUGUUACAGUUUCGAGCCAGUCAUAAAAAGGCUGUCUCUGGAAGAUGCUCGUUUGCACUGUAUGCAUAAAGAAAAUGAAUCCGACAUACUGACAGUAAAAAGUGAAGAAGAGAACAGGUUUAUUUUGGAAGAACUACGGACAUUUGAGGCCACUCAUCAGAUUGUCUGGUUGGGCAUAUUAUUUGAUGUUGACAAUGACACAUUAGAGUGGUUCGAUGGCUCACCUAUUAAGUAUUCAAACUGGUAUUUUAGACCUCCCAGUAUGGAUCUCCUUAAGACUGACAGCUGUGUUUCAUUACAGCCUUCUGAUGGCAGUUGGCAUUUAACACAUUGUGAAGCUAAACUAGGAUUUGUUUGUAAAAUACACAGAGAUAUAAGUAGUGAUGUAGAAGUUGAACCACUACACAGUUCCAGCAAAGGAGUUAUUCUGAUUGCCAUUUUUGUAGCUAUUUUGUUUUUUGCUUUGGUCCUAAUGUUUGUCUGGUUUGUAUACAGAAGGAACUCAGGACAGUACAGAGGAUUUCCAACAUUUAGAAAUGCAUACUACAGGCAAACAAAUACAGAGGCUACAGACAGUGAAGGAAAUGUGCUUAUUACAGAAAUUGAUGCAAGUAGCACAAAUUAGUAGUCUGUGACUGUCAGGAUUCACACCAGAGAACUGCUUCUCAUUGGACAGCGAAGAGGGACACACAGUGCUGUUAAUGUACAUCAGCAAUGAGUAUAUGACAUAAUCUGUGCUUGUGCUAUCAGAAACUACUUUGGCAGUUGACAUCAUGGUUUGUAUUUAUUGGAGCCAAACAAAUCAGUUAAAGCCUUUUAUAUGAUCAUCCAUGGAAAUUUUCGGUACAAACAAACAUGCAUAAAAAUGUGGU